AUGUCAUCCAACGGCUUCUUCCCCUAUAAACCCUUUAUUCCUGGCCUCGCGACAUUUAGUGAAGAUCUGAAGGACAUUCGGCCAUUUGCCCCCUUUGACAGAGUCAUAUUCAUGGUGGUCGAUUCCUUAAGGAGGUUGAUUGAAUCUGGAGCUGCAUUGCCCUUCACGGCCCAUGCAGGCGCACCUACGGUCACAAUGCCGCGGGUGAAGGCUAUCACGACAGGCUCGGUGCCUUCAUUUUUAGAUGUGAUUCUUAACCUUGCAGAAACAGAUACGUCAUCAACUCUCGUCAAUCAGGAUACGUGGCUUGCCCAGCUGAGAGCUCGACCAGGCGGUCGUUUAGUCAUGUAUGGGGAUGAUACAUGGCUCAAAUUGUUCCCUGGUUUUUUUGAUAGGCAUGAUGGCACAACAAGCUUCUUUGUAUCGGAUUUUGUUGAAGUGGAUAAUAAUGUCACUCGUCAUGUUCCCAAGGAGCUUAUGAUGGAUGACUGGUCUUCAAUGAUUUUGCAUUACCUUGGCUUGGACCACAUUGGUCAUAAAUCGGGGCCGAACAGCGCCUAUAUGCUCCCCAAGCAGAAGGAAAUGGACUCAGUUGUUAGGGAUAUAUAUAACGGUAUGGAGAGCCAGGAGCACCUCUCAUCCACUCUCCUCGUAUUGUGCGGUGACCAUGGUAUGAAUGAGGCUGGGAAUCAUGGCGGCGCAUCUCCAGGGGAGACUUCGCCAGCUCUCGUAUUCAUAUCCCCACAAAUCCGACAAAUACAGAAUCAAGGAUCCUCCCUCGAGCCAUCUUCAGGGGACUUCAAGUACUAUCAAUCAGUUGAACAGUCCGAUAUUGCUCCUACCCUAGCCGGAUUGCUCGGAUUUCCUAUACCCCUCAACAGUCUGGGUGUUUUCAUACCACAAUUUCUACCCAUGUGGAAAAACGGUUUCGAGAGACUCGGUAUUCUUAUGGAAAAUGCUAGGCAAAUUCGUAAUGUCGUUCGGACGACAUUCCCCGCUUAUGAAUUCAGCGAUUCCCUCAAGCCAGAUGUAUGCAAACCUACACCGAAUAUAGAACUCGCUUCACUUGAAUGCAAUUGGCAAAAUGCAUGGAAGUUGGCUAGUGCAGCCCGAGAUCACAAUGAUCAUUUCAAGGAAGCCGAAAAUGCUCUGCUUACUUUUUGCAGAUCUGCUCAAGACGUGAUGAGUAGCGCAGCAAGUAACUACAACAUGGAGAGGCUCUGCAUUGGGAUUUCCCUUGCUGCCUCGGCAGCUGUACUGUCCAGUGUUGUGUCCCUUGACGACAUGUCGGGAGCUAAAGUAUUUGCCCUCUUUAUUGCCAUAGCCUAUGGUAGCAUGAUCUUCGGAAGCAGCUAUGUGGAAGAGGAGCAGCAAUUCUGGUACUGGAUCCUCAGUGGCUGGACAUUCUAUCUCUACGCGAGGCGUAGUAUUCAUAAUGGGAUGAAAGGAAGUGGUGGAGAUGGUGGAAAGUGUUCAUCCAUGGCAGUGCAUAUAUGGGGAUGUAUGGUCUUUGCUGUUUCGUCGAGAAUUAUGCGACGGUGGAAUCAAACAGGUCAGAAAUUUGCGGCAGAAUCUGAUAUAACGAAGACCUUCUUCCCAAGCUACACGAAUGUUCUUUGGAUAUUGGUUCUCCUAACAUACACGGAUAUCUGCCAAGGAAUGGUGCGACGGACAUCUUCAGCCGGAGCCGCGUCAUUCUCGCGGCUUUUCUUCCCUAUAUUAACCAGCUUCGCACUGCUGUUUAAGCUCAGCUUUACUGCAGCCAAUUCCCCAGAACUACUUCAAAAUGUCUUAAUAUCCAGCCACCUAGUAGGAAGCAUCACUGGUGUUUCCCUUAUUACCCAGGCCAGACUCGUAUUCACUGGUAUCGCCAUCGCUUUGGUUUAUGUGAUAUAUACUCACUUCCAAAAAAAACGAACCCUGAAAGCAUUCCUCAAAAUCGGGGGCAAGGAUGGUCCACACUUGCCAAAACACCUGAAUGGCACUCUUACCAGUGUGCGGUUCCCAACAGACCUCCGCGACAUUGUCAGCCUUAUCCUCGUCACCCAAUCAAGACCAACUAAUAUCCCACUCUACCUCAUAUUUCGCCUUCAACAUUGGGCCCUCUCCUCCAUGGAGCUAUCUGGCAACGGGGUAACCAUCACGUCGCUGAUACUGCAAUACGCAGCAUUUUUCGCCAUGGGUGGCUCCAACUCAAUCGCCACCGUCGACCUCUCAAACGCUUACAACGGCAUCAGUGACUAUAACGUUGUCGUCGUCGGCAUCCUGACGUUUAUAGGCAACUGGGCAGGCCCUAUUUGGUGGGUUUUCUCGACGAAAUUGCUGUUUAUUAACGACAACAGGCGGACUUCGGUUAUCAAUCGUCGCCAUCGUAGCAGUCAUGUGGCAUUGCUGACCUUCUUCGUCACGACAAGCCUGCUGGCGGUGAUGGUGGCCUGCACCGUCCUGCGGACUCAUCUUUUCAUAUGGACAGUUUUUUCCCCUAAGUUUUUGUAUAGCAUGGCUUGGAGUUUAGUACAGCAUUUGGCUAUCAACCUCCUCCUUGGAGAGGUCAUAUUAAAGUCAAUUUGUUAG
Histoplasma mississippiense is the source of this 2574-nucleotide messenger RNA. RefSeq lists its product as hypothetical. The coding region runs from base 1 to 2574 and encodes 857 amino acids. The transcript is spliced from 6 exons. Gene Ontology annotation, cellular component: endoplasmic reticulum membrane. The record is from RefSeq and is a predicted model, not a curated record. Gene Ontology annotation, biological process: GPI anchor biosynthetic process. NCBI's taxonomy places the organism in Eukaryota, Fungi, Ascomycota, Eurotiomycetes, Onygenales, Ajellomycetaceae.